AUGCCUCACUCUGUCUCCCCUGCGAAUUCUGGAACGCCUGACCAGGUUCAGGACGAUAUGGUUGUUGAACCUCAACCACAAGCAGAAAAUGGCGAAACUCAAAAUACAGCAAGUCCAGAAAUUCCAGUGGUUGUAAAUACCGAACCGGAAAAUGGUAGUACCCAGGGAGACGAGGUCGCAGAUCAAGACAUGGCAAUGGAAGACGUCGGAGUUCAAGGAGAGAAAGUACUGGAAUCUGCAGUCAAGGAGGAAAGCAAGUCAGAAGUGAAACUUGAGGAUCUUUUUGCAGACGUUGAAUCGGACGAGGAGUUCCCCAGCUCAGCUGCCCUGAACGUGAAACCCUCCAGCCCUCCCGAGGCCCCUUCAUCUCCAGUACAUGUUGGUCCUGCUUCAAAACCGUCAGAUUCGGAUGUGAUGCGAUCUUUUUACCAGCGAUUAUUCCCCUGGCGACACCUUUUCCAAUGGCUGAACCAUUCUCCCACUCCUUCGACAGAUUUUGGCCACCGCGAGUUUGCGUUCACGUUGCAAAACGACGCAUACCUUCGAUACCAAUCAUUUCCAACUUCAGAUCUAUUUGAUAGCCUCCGGAAAGAUGUCCUCCGUCUUAUGCCAUCCCGAUUCGAAAUUGGCCCAGUUUACACAACGAAUCCACGAGAUCGAAAAACACUUCGAAAGUCAUCUGCAUUCAAACCUCUUGCCAAAGAGAUAUGCUUCGAUAUAGAUUUGACAGAUUACGACGACAUUCGAACAUGUUGUGACAAAGCCAAUAUUUGCAACAAAUGUUGGCAAUUUAUCACGAUGGCUGUAAAGGUCAUAGACGUUGCUCUACGAGAUGAUUUUGGCUUCAAGCAUAUCCUGUGGGUCUAUUCAGGUCGAAGAGGUGCUCACGCCUGGGUUUGUGAUAAGAAGGCUAGAUUCCUAGAUGAUCAGAAGAGAAGGGCAAUUGCGGGGUACCUAGAGGUAAUAAAAGGAGGAGCCCAGAGCGGUAAGAGAGUCAACGUGAAGAGGCCAUUGCACCCGCAUGUAGCACGGAGUCUCGAGGUCCUAAAGUCACAUUUUCAAACUGACAUUCUUCACGAUCAAGAUCCCUGGGAAACAGAUGAGAAAUUCGACCGACUUCUUCAACUCCUUCCCGACAAAGCCUUGAACGAAGCACUUCGGAAAAAGUGGAGUUCCGCGCCUGGCCGGGCAUCUACUUCGAAAUGGGCAGAUAUUGAUGCUCUAGCAAAGUCCGGGGCAAGCAAAACCUUGGAUGCGAAGGCACUACUGGAGGCAAAGCAAGACAUCGUUCUCGAGUACACGUACCCUCGACUCGAUAUUGAAGUCAGCAAGCAUCUGAACCAUCUUCUCAAAAGUCCUUUUGUGGUACAUCCUGGAACCGGUAGAGUUUGUGUGCCGAUCAACACGAAAGAUCUUGAAAGCUUUGAUCCACUGGAGGUUCCGACUGUAACGGAACUUCUGGGUGAGAUUGAUGAAUGGACUCCGGAGGGAGAGAAAGAGGGAAAGGCUGUUCAGGACUGGGAGAAGACGAGCUUGAAGCCUUACGUGGAGUACUUGAGGUCUUUUGUCGUGGCUCUGAUGAAGGAUGAGAAAGAUGUUAAAGUCAAGAGGGAGCGGGAAGAGAACACUGCUGAUGCUAUGGAGUUUUAA
Messenger RNA from Lachnellula hyalina, 1650 nucleotides. It is a transcript of the gene pri1, whose product is annotated as DNA primase small subunit. The coding region runs from base 1 to 1650 and encodes 549 amino acids. Lineage: Eukaryota; Fungi; Ascomycota; Leotiomycetes; Helotiales; Lachnaceae. The transcript is spliced from 4 exons. Gene Ontology annotation, biological process: DNA replication, synthesis of primer. Gene Ontology annotation, cellular component: alpha DNA polymerase:primase complex. The record is from RefSeq and is a predicted model, not a curated record.